Messenger RNA from Cyclopterus lumpus (lumpfish), 656 nucleotides. It is a transcript of the gene cdkn1ca, whose product is annotated as cyclin-dependent kinase inhibitor 1Ca. Gene Ontology annotation, biological process: regulation of cell cycle. Lineage: Eukaryota; Metazoa; Chordata; Actinopteri; Perciformes; Cyclopteridae. The record is from RefSeq and is a predicted model, not a curated record. Gene Ontology annotation, cellular component: nucleus. The coding region runs from base 1 to 501 and encodes 166 amino acids. The transcript has 2 exons. Gene Ontology annotation, molecular function: cyclin-dependent protein serine/threonine kinase inhibitor activity.
AUGGAUGCCGUCGGGCGCAGAGAGUCGGUGUGCAGGAGUCUGUUCGGCCCCGUGGACCACGAGCAGCUGCGCCGGGACUUGACGCUCAAGCUGCGGGAGUUCGCGGAGCAGGACAGCCGCCGCUGGAACUUUAACUUCCAGACGGAGACGCCGCUGUCCGGCCGCUUCCAGUGGGACGAAGUCCCCGCCGACGCCGCCGCGGCCGUCUACCGGGAGUGCGCGCCGCGAGCACGCGCCGAUCCGAGCGACCGCCGCGAGGACGUCAGCGCGUGCACCGACCAGGAGAACCGCUCCAGCGUGUCCAACACGCGCCAGUGUCCCGCGGAAGCGACGGCCGCGCGGAGGAAGAGGACGCUCUCGAGACCCGCAGCCAAGUCCGGAAGCAACGCACGAAUCACAGAUUUUUUCUCAAAGAGGAGGAGGACCACAGAAACCAGGAGCAUCCUGACUCCUUUCCACUCGAGUUCCAGUGAAGCAGCUGCGUGCAAAACAUUACGGUGAAGAACACGCUGCUGAAAAUGGACUUGUUAUAUGUUAUGGACUUGGACCCAAGGCCAAAGGAUUCUAUUUUAUGUUAUUUUAUUUUUAUUUAAUUAUUGCCAGUUUUACUAUUUUAUCAACCGGGGGUUAAAUUAUACAAAUUGUGUUCUGUUAUU